UUCAUUUCAUUUUCGUAACGUAAAGACAUAACAACAAUGAAGACUUAUUUAUUUGCAUUUCUAACAUUUGUGUUAUCGGGAGCUAAUGGUGCUUCAGCACCAUUUAUAAAGCCAUGCAAGCUUAAUGAUGUUGAAUGCAUAAAAUCCAGUGCUACGGCGGCGAUACCUUUUAUUGUGCCGGGCAUACCUGCCCUUGGCAUCCCUCCCAGUGAACCCUUGCACAUACAGGAAGCCAAAUCUGACCAGGAUGAAAUGAAACUGACUUUCAAGGACUUGAACAUAUAUGGUUUAAGCAAGAGCCAGUUUAAAAAUGUAGAAGUUGAUGAAGCGAAAUCAAUUUUACACGUAGACUUAGAAACUCCUCUAUCCGCUAAGGGUACUUAUAAAUUGACGGGGAAAAUUCUUUUCAUCCCCGCCGAAGGUGAAGGAAACAUUGAAAUCAAAACAGAUAAAGUUCGGGUAAUCAUUGAUGCUAAAUAUACAACAAUCACGGACGAAAAGGGUGAUAAGCAUUGGAAGAUCACGGGCUACGACUAUACAUAUGAUCUUAUCAACAAAGUCUAUUUUGUGCCUGAAAAUCUAUUUGGUGGAGAUGCUACUAGAGCCAAGCCAGUUUUGGAACUGUUUGAUCACAGCUGGAAGGAGUUGAUAACAGAAAUAGGAGCACCUAUAAUAAAAGACGUAGUCAAAAGCGCAGUUGAACGUGUGAAGAAGUUCUUCCUUGCUGUACCUCUUUCUGAACUUGUGCAAUCAUAAUUUUAUAUAAAACUAGCAUUAAAACACCCGCAAAUAGUCUGAAAAAAUUGAAUAAAAAUUACCUU
This is a messenger RNA of Papilio machaon (common yellow swallowtail), 821 nucleotides long. RefSeq lists its product as uncharacterized. Lineage: Eukaryota; Metazoa; Arthropoda; Insecta; Lepidoptera; Papilionidae. Bases 37 to 756 code for a protein of 239 amino acids. The record is from RefSeq and is a predicted model, not a curated record. The transcript is spliced from 5 exons.